UUUCUUUCUGUUCCAUUGAAUUGAAGAAGCCAGGGGCAGAAAACAGGCCAGGUGUAAAGCGCAGUAGGAGUAUUUGUAUUACCAAAAGAAAUAGGCAAUGAGACUGUCAAGUCCUGCCCUUUACCUCCUGUCAUUUCUUCUACUGCACGCCAGAUCUACCUUUGCCUACAAAAAGUCCUAUGUGGUAUACUUGGGAGCUCAUUCACAUGGCCCAGAACCCUCUUCCAUUGAUUUCAAUCGGGCAACCGAGUCUCACUAUGAGUUUCUUGGAUCCUUCUUGGGAAGUCAUGCUAUGGCCAAAGAAUCCAUAUUUUACUCAUACACUAGGCACAUCAAUGGCUUUGCUGCAAGAUUUGACGAUCAAGUAGCAGCUCAGAUUGCUAAGCAUCCGAAAGUGGUGUCCAUUUUCCUCAACAAGGGAAGAAAAUUACACACAACUCGUUCAUGGGACUUCCUGGGACUUGAGCAUGAUGGGGUGAUUGCUAAAAACUCAAUUUGGGACAAGGCAAGAUAUGGGGAAGAUUCAAUUAUUGCAAACCUUGACACAGGCGUGUGGCCCGAAUCCAAGAGCUUUUCUGAUCAACUCUUGGGACCGAUUCCAUCAAAGUGGAAAGGAAUCUGCCAAAAUGACACUGAUUCUGCCUUCCAUUGCAACAGAAAGCUAAUUGGAGCAAGAUACUUCAACAAAGGCUAUGCUACGGUGGUUGGUCCACUAAACUCCACCUUCAACACACCACGCGAUAAUGAAGGCCACGGCUCUCACACAUUAUCAACAGCCGGUGGCAAUUUUGUAGCGGGGGCCAGUGUGUUCGGCCUGGGCAAUGGAACGGCAAAGGGCGGAUCGCCGAAAGCCCGGGUGGCAGCUUACAAGGUGUGCUGGCCUCCGGUGGGUGGGAAUGAAUGCUUUGAUGCAGAUAUAGUAGCGGCCUUUGACAUGGCCAUCCAUGAUGGCGUUGAUGUUCUGUCUGUGUCGCUGGGAGGGCAGCCUACUCCCUUCUUCAAUGACAGCGUAGCCCUUGGCUCCUUCCAUGCUGUUAAGCAUGGCAUUGUGGUGGUUUGCUCAGCUGGGAAUUCUGGACCUACCCCUGCUACUGUCUCCAAUGUUGCGCCAUGGCAGAUCACUGUGGGAGCCAGCACCAUGGACAGGGACUUCCGCAGUUAUGUUGUCCUUGGGAACAAGAUGCGCUUGGAGGGACAAAGCCUGUCACCUACAGCCUUGCCAAGCAACAAGUUCUACCCACUUAUUAGCGCUGCAGAUGCCAAAGCAGCAAACGUUUCAGCUGCAGAUGCUCUGCUUUGUAAGAAUGGAACUCUUGAUCCCAGAAAGGUGAGGGGAAAGAUCUUGGUGUGUCUUCGUGGUCAAAAUGCAAGAGUCGACAAGGGUGAGCAAGCUCUAUUGGCAGGAGCUGUGGGGAUGGUUCUUGCCAACACUGAGCUUACUGGGAACGAGAUUAUUGCUGAUGCACAUGUCCUCCCUGCUUCCCACAUCAAUUUCACCAAUGGCGUCACUGUCUUCACUUACACCAAUUCAACCAAGUAUCCAAAAGCUUACAUUACGCGUGCAACGACACUUUUGAGCACGAAGCCGGCACCUUUCAUGGCAGCUUUCUCAUCGAAGGGACCAAAUCCCAUAACGCCUGAGAUCCUUAAGCCUGAUAUCACUGGACCAGGAGUUAGUGUCAUAGCAGCCUAUACUGAGGCACAAGGUCCAACAAACCAAAAAUUUGACAAGCGCCGACUUCAAUUCAAUUCGGUAUCAGGCACUUCAAUGUCAUGCCCUCAUGUUUCUGGCAUUGCCGGUCUCCUUAAAACCCUCCAUCCUACUUGGAGUCCUGCAGCUAUUAUGUCGGCAAUCAUGACAACGGCUAAAACGCAGGAUAACAGCAGGGAGCCACUGCUUAAUGCUUCUUACUCUAAGGCAACACCAUUCAGUUAUGGAGCAGGACACGUUCACCCAAACGGUGCCAUGGAUCCAGGGCUGGUUUAUGACUUGACAGUUAAUGAUUACCUUAACUUCAUAUGUGCUCUGGGAUACAAUGAAACACAAGUGUCAAUGUUCUCAGAUAGCCCCUAUAGUUGCCCCAACCCUAUCAGUCUCAUCAACUUCAACUACCCUUCAAUCACAGUCCCUAUGCUAGCAGAUUCCAUCACAGUGACCCGAACCUUAAAGAAUGUAGGUUCCCCAGGAACUUAUACAGCUCGUGUCCACGAACCAAGUGGAAUUUCGGUUCUUGUCAAGCCCAAGAGCUUGAAAUUUAACAAGGUUGGUGAAGAGAAAAGCUUCAAUGUUACCCUGAAGGUUAAAGAAGCCAAUGCCGCUGAGGACUAUGUGUUUGGAAAGUUGAUAUGGUCAGAUGAAAAGCACCAUGUGGGGAGUCCGAUUGUGGUGAAGGCAGCCUAUAGAAACUGAUGUAUUCGAGCUAGUUCUACAUAAUUUCAAUAUUUGUCCCUCAAGGAUAUUGCUUACAUAAAUAAUGUUUGGAAAAGAAGGGGAAAAAAAAAUCUCAUGAUC
This is a messenger RNA of Corylus avellana, 2512 nucleotides long. RefSeq names its product Subtilisin-like serine endopeptidase family protein (gene AIR3). The record is from RefSeq and is a predicted model, not a curated record. Lineage: Eukaryota; Viridiplantae; Streptophyta; Magnoliopsida; Fagales; Betulaceae. Gene Ontology annotation, molecular function: serine-type endopeptidase activity. Gene Ontology annotation, biological process: proteolysis.